GACCCAAAACCAACAUCUGGGCUCACCAGAGAAGUCAUAAUGCGAAGGAAGACGGAGAGCACAUAACACCUCCUUAUCUCUCCGGUUACAGCGCCUGAUUGCAGUUGAAGAUGACACAGGGACUUCUCCAAUGGAGUCCUUGCCACCAAUAUCUCUCCCUUUCCUUCACUAUCCCCACAACCAAACACACCCAACUCCCACUCUCAAUCUCUGCCACACUAGAACCCGCCACCAGUACCCAACAACACCUCACUGCCAGAGAGAGAAGGCAGCUGAGGAACGAGAGGAGAGAGAGCAAAGCUGGUACCAAUUGGAAAGAACAGGUGGAGGAAAAGCUUCUGGAGAAGCCCACGAAGAAGUUCGCUAAUUGGAAAGAAGAGCUCAACAUUAAUAACCUCGCUCGUGAGGGCCCUCAAUGGUGGAUCGUUAAGGUCUCUCGACUCAAGGGCCAGGAGACUGCUCAGCUCAUCGCUCGCUUGCUUGCUAGGAACUACCCUCACAUUGAUUUUAAGGUGUAUGCUCCAGCUAUUCAUGAGAGGAAAAAAUUGAAAAAUGGUACUUACUCAGUUAAACCAAAACCCCUGUUCCCAGGGUGUGUGUUUAUAAGGUGUGUUUUGGACAAAGAGAUACAUGACUUCAUAAGAGAGUGCGAUGGAGUUGGAGGCUUUGUUGGUGCUUUGGUUGGAAAUACGAAAAGACAGAUCACCAGACCCAGGCCAGUUUCUGAGUUUGACAUGGAAGCUAUCUUCAGACAGGCAAAGGAAGAACAACAAAAAGCUGAACAAGCUUUUGAACAAGAUCAGCAAGAAGCAGCCCUCAACGAUGGGCUCAAUUCUGAUGAUGCUGUAAAGUCUACUGGAGAUUCUAAACCAAAAAGGCGAUCUAGAAAAACACUUGAUCCUCUCAUAAAUGGUUCAUCUAAAGGAAAGAAUGAGAAGCUCGUCCCAGGUUCUAGUGUACGAGUUGUAUCUGGGACUUUUGCAGAAUAUGUAGGCAGCCUCAAGAAGCUGAAUCGCAGAACAAAAAAGGCAACAGUGGGAUUUACGUUAUUUGGGAAAGAAAGCUUAGUAGAUUUAGAUGUCAGUGAAAUUGUUUCAGAGACCACGUAAAUAUGUUCAUCCCUCGUAAUCAUUAUUAAAUGGUUCUCAUUAUAAGUUGCUGAUGGUGCGAAGCACCAGUACAUGGGAAAAGAGGUGAUUACUUUUGACAUCCAUUACUUUUAUUAAGUCGUAAAUCCAUGUUAAUUGGGAUUGGCUACCUGAUUUGAGGCCAUAGAAAUUGCAUUCCUACUGAUAAUGUAUGUCCUUCCUAGUGAGGUCACAUUCUGACCUCCGCCCAGAUGCUUUUCCCCUUUACUGCCAACUUCCGUUAUUUAAAAUCAUGGUGCAAUGUGAUUGUUUCAUAUGACGUAUCAGAUUAGUGUGCUUUUGGCCGUGUUUUGUA
Prunus mume (Japanese apricot) is the source of this 1443-nucleotide messenger RNA. It is a transcript of the gene PTAC13, whose product is annotated as plastid transcriptionally active 13. The record is from RefSeq and is a predicted model, not a curated record. Lineage: Eukaryota; Viridiplantae; Streptophyta; Magnoliopsida; Rosales; Rosaceae. Gene Ontology annotation, biological process: DNA-templated transcription elongation; transcription elongation-coupled chromatin remodeling.